Molecule: messenger RNA, 623 nt
Organism: Nannochloropsis gaditana CCMP526
Product: lipase domain protein
Exons: 1
Biological process (GO): lipid metabolic process
Source: RefSeq, a predicted model, not a curated record
CAACUCGCCGCCUACGAUCUAAGCAUCAAUUUCCCUGCGCUCCGACACAUUCAAGUCUACACGCUCGGGGCACCCCGGGUCGGAAAUCCGGCUUUUUCCUCGGCCUACGAAGCACGUGUGCCCGCCACUUUUCGCGUGGUGGUUGACGGCGAUCUGGUCCCGGGUAUGCCCAAGAUAUUUGGUAUGUACAGGCACUCGGGGGUCGAGGUUUUGGUGGACGCAGAGAACGGGGGUGAUUUGAUCGUCUCCCCGUCCGCGGUGGAGAAAUGGCUGCGUCUUCGUAAUCGCACGAGUACCACGAAUCAUUCAUUGACCACGUAUCGGGAUUGCAUGGAGGCAUGUUUUAGUCCAGAUGACUUGGUGCAUUACCUCCCGAAAGUGUUAGGACAGGAAAACCGGACGUCCGCGGACGAGGAUUUGCCCGAGUGGCUGGUGGGGAGACGGCGGAGCACAUUCGUGAUAUAAACCACGGUAUUUAGAGGACUAAGAACGGGCUUAUCCACCAUGCUUUCGCUUUGUACAUGAGGAGAGUGCAUAUCUCGAUGGUGAGAUUCAACUGGUUACACACGUCUCGUGAAAUAUUUGUGGGGAUACACAAUAAAAAGGUGCAAAAUAUAUCCAAU